AUGAGACAAAAAGGUCUACCAAAUUAUAAUCGUUAUUUUCAUUUUCAACGGAUCUGUUCAAUAAUGAUUAUAAUUAUAACUGUAAUUAUAAUACCUAACAAAACAUUUUCUAUGACUAUACAACAUAAUCAAAAACCAAGUGAUUUCUAUGAUGUUAUUAAUAAUGAUGAUAAUGAUGUUGAUGAUUCAACUCUUAUCAGUAAUAAUAAUAAUAAUUAUCAAAGAUAUUUAAAUGAACAAUCAUUCAAUCCAUAUCAACAUGAAUUAAUCAAAUAUCCUAAUAGUAUUACAUAUAAACGUGGUCCAGCUCCCUUAGCAACAUCAUUUAGAAAUUCACCAUCAUUUUCAUUUAAUGGUGAUAUGCGUUCAAUUUCUAAUUUAAGACAUAUGAUGUCUGGUGCUAAUCCAUUAACAGCAUUUGGGUAA
Molecule: messenger RNA, 426 nt
Organism: Schistosoma margrebowiei
Lineage: Eukaryota; Metazoa; Platyhelminthes; Trematoda; Strigeidida; Schistosomatidae
Source: the annotation of a GenBank genome assembly